This is a messenger RNA of Knipowitschia caucasica, 633 nucleotides long. The record is from the annotation of a GenBank genome assembly. NCBI's taxonomy places the organism in Eukaryota, Metazoa, Chordata, Actinopteri, Gobiiformes, Gobiidae.
AUGCAGCUCUUCCACCGCCUGCUGGGGAUCUCUGCGAUCAAGACCACCCCACGUGCCAGAGAGUGGAGCAAGAGGAGCAAGAAAAGAGAGGAGCGAGAAAAGGGAGGAGCGAGAAAAGAGAGGAGCGAGAAAAGAGAGGAGCAAGAAAAGAGAGGAGCGAGAAAAGCUAGGAGCGAGAGGAAGGUAGAGAGGAGCGAGAGGGGCGAGAAAAGAGAGGUGCGAGACGGGCGAGAGGAGCGAGUAAAGAGAGGCGCGAGAAAAGAGGGAGCGAGAAAAGAGAGAGGAGCGAGAAGAGGGAGGAGCGAGAAACGAGAGGAGAGAGAGGAGCGAGAAGAGAGAAGGGCGAGAAGAGAGAGGAGCGAGAAGAGCGAGCGGAGCGAGGAGCGAGAAGAGAGAGGGGCGAGAAAAGGGGAGCGAGAAAAGAGAGGAGAGAGAGGAGAGAGAGGAGUGAGAAGUGAGAAGGACGAGAAGAGAGAGGAGAAGAGAGAGGAGCGAGAAAAGAGGAGAGAGAGGAGCGAGAAGGGCGAGAAGAGAGAGGUGCGAGAAGGGCGAGAGGAGCGAGUAAAGAGAGGCGCGAGAAAGAGGGAGCGAGAAAAGAGAGAGGAGCGAGAAAAGGGAGGAGCGAGAGGAUAG